Molecule: messenger RNA, 1942 nt
Organism: Tetranychus urticae (two-spotted spider mite)
Lineage: Eukaryota; Metazoa; Arthropoda; Arachnida; Trombidiformes; Tetranychidae
Product: putative peptidoglycan muropeptide transporter SLC46
Biological process (GO): transmembrane transport
Cellular component (GO): membrane
Molecular function (GO): transmembrane transporter activity
Source: RefSeq, a predicted model, not a curated record
UGCUGAUAAAAUUAUUGCUAAUUUAAUGAGUACAGAGAAACCUAUUGUAUAAACUGAUGAUUGGUUUUUUGAGCAUUAAAAAUGUUUUCACGAAAUGAUACCUGUAAUCUUUUAAUUGUUAGUAAACGAACACAUAAAUAGCAAAUUUUAUCCAAUGUAAAUUUCAGUUUAUGUCAGUUUAUUUUCUGCAUAAGAUCAAGUGCUUGUGACAACACAUUCAACGUUGUGUUAUAAGGAGUAAAUAAAGUCUUCAAAGUUGCUUCCAAUUAAAGUGAUCAAAAUGGCCAAAAUUACUUGCAAAGAGGUUUGGGAACUUGUUAAACUUUUGAGAAUCGAUGUUUUUUACUUUUUGAUAAAUCUAUGUACUUCAUUACCUGAUGUAACUGGAAAUCAACUGAUGCAGGAUAAAUAUUGUAUCAACAAAUAUAAAAUCAAUGAAAGUGUCUGUUUAAAUAUGGAAACUGCUGGACCUGAAUAUGAUACAGUCAAGAAUGAUAUAUUGAGAGACACAACAACACUUAAAAAUCAUGUCUCUCUAAUGACAACAAUACCAUCGAUUAUUUUAUCACUAAUUUUGGGUUAUUGGAUUGAUAAAUAUCCUGGUCAUCUAAGGUAUCUUUUUGGUUUAGCAUCUUUAGCAAACAUCUUUCAAUUCAUCAUGAUUAUUUAUCAAUGUUUACACUUUGAAAUGGGUGCUGACUUAUUAUUAUGGCCAGGUUUGGCUACAGUUUUAACUGGAAGCGGGAUCAUUAUCUCAGUAGGAACCUUUACUUAUGCGACAAGAAAGACACCAGCCAAGUUUCGAGCUGUUAGGUUUAUGAUUCUCGAAAUUUGCAUGUUUGGAACUAUGGGUAUUUCAAGUUCCUUGGGAGGAAGUAUACUUUCAACUAAACCAUGGUUUCCCAAUCAGCAUCGUAAUUAUAUCGGAGCUUAUAUGGUUUCAUCGGUAAUCGCGGCUAUUGCGGCAGUUUGGGUUAUGUUGAUGCUAUAUGACGCUGCUGACGAUGAGGUUAAAACAGAUGAAUCUCACCUAUUUAGUGAUGCUUCAAACGCUGAAAAUAAUGAAACCAAAAAGAAAACAGUGAAACAAAUAAUUUAUGAUAUAAUAAAACCAGAUAAUAUCCUUCAUGCAAGUCGCACAGUUUUCAAAAGAAGACCAAAUAAUGCUCAUUGGUACUUAAUAUCAUCAGUAUUUAUUGGAUUUAUAUCAACAGUUUGUUUUACUGGUCAGCAGGUUAUAAGCUUCCAGUUCAGCCAAAAAGUAUAUCAUUGGAGUGCUGAACAGAUUGGAUAUUACAACACGAUUUUCGCUUUCCCCACUGCUUUGGGUGCACUUAUUGGCCCUCCACUAUUCAUUCAUAAAAUGAACUUUCAUGAUAGUUCAGUGGCCAUAAUUGGUAUAUUGUCAAUAAUGGCGGGUUUCCUCACCAAAGGUCUUAUCCUUAAUCCCUUAGGCAACAUUGGCAUCUUUCUUGGCCUUUUUGCUGGUGUCAUAUUUGUUGCCGAUCGGUCAAUCAUUUCACGUAUGAUUCAUAGAGAAGAGAUUGGACAAAUUUACGCAUUUACAUCGGCUCUUGGGGGAUUUGCACCGACAAUUGCGUCAACUUUUUACACCGAAACCUUUAAAGCAACAUUGGACUACAAUCCUGGUCUUGUGUACAUAAUUGCUGGUUUACUAUUGACUUUUCCUUUAGCUAAUUAUAUUUUGCUCAACAUAAACAAGCAGAAAUGGGAUUUAGUUUUGAUUGCUGAAAAGGAAAAGGAAACUCAAAAAAACAAAGUCCAACUUGAUGCACCUGAAAAAUAACGAAACUCAUUCACUUGACCGGACACUCCUCUUACAUUGUUUAUAGCAUUAUUUCAAUGCAAAUUAUACGAAUUAUUAUCAUACAUUAUACGAAACAGAAUUUUUUGAUUGCUCAUUUCGAACCUUGCAAAUAAU